GCUAGACCAUGCCUUAAUGUAAAAGUUGGUGCAGGGUCACUCACUACAAAUGUGUUCCCACAAGCUUGUCCAGCACCACUGCUAUCCACGGCCAUCAAGCCUGGUGGAUGCAAACCGCGAGGGGGGCAGGCAAAGGGGUAUGAAAGCCUACCAUCUGACAAGUUGAAGGUGAAAUAUCAGGUUGGGGGGGGCACGUUGACGUCAAGGAAAAUGGAAAAAGAACUUUGUUUAAGGACUCACCACAAUUUUCAUCUAAGUGUGGCAAGAAUGGCAUGUCUCUAUCUCCUUGCAGCGGACAGGGGGGCAUAUGCCAUCAAACAUGAUGAAUGGAGAGAGUGGCAAGUCUAAGCAGGUGUUGGAUACCCAUAUCACCAGUGAUUUUCAUAACUUUGACAGCCUGUCAAAGAGUGGACACGGAGGCAAGGCACCUUGUAGCAUGCCACCCAUGAAUAGUCGACAAAGGGGUAUGUCACCAACCACAAACAAUAGACAUAUAGACAUACCGAAGAAGCCACAACAUGAAACCACACAUGUUUUUAGUAAGCAUACUAAUAUGACUAAGUCUGGCAAGGGAGGCCUGUCAUCAACCACAACCAGUAAAUUAAUAAGUGUGCCUAAUAAGCCACAACAUGAAGCCACACAUGCUUUUAGUAAGCAUGCUAAUAUGGCUAAGUCUGGCAAGGGGCGCGCGUCAACAACCAUGAGCAAGGGUAUGAGGGGCCUGUAUCCAACCAAUGGACAUGGGGGAACGUCACCGAAAGUGAAGAAACGAGUGGGAGGCAAGUCUAGGAGUGUUCAUUACACUCAAGCCCUCUAUGAUUUUCACCAUCACGAGAGUGUGUUAAUGGAUGGACAAGGAAGAAAGUCCAUGCUUAAUAGUUCUCAUGGCAUGCCAAACAUGAAUGGCAGACAAGGGGGCAUGAAUAAGACAUCUCGGCAUAUAAUAACCAAACAUGGUCAUACAAAGAACUAGAAGUCGUUAUGUGCUACGUGUAGAAGUCAGCAAGGCGUAAGGGUUUAACAGGGCCAUGUUGGCCACAACAUGGCCCUCUAUGAUUUUCACCAUCACGAGAGUGUGUUAAUGGAUGGACAAGGAAGCAAGUCCAUGCUUAAUAGUUCUCAUGGCAUGCCAAACAUGAAUGGCAGACAAGGGGGCAUGAAUAAGACAUCUCGGCAUACAAUAACCAAACAUGGUCAUACAAAGAACUAGAAGUCGUUAUGUGCUACGUGUAGAAGUCAGCAAGGCGUAAGGGUUUAACAGGGCCUUGUUGGCCACAAGGGUGGUCAUCAAUUCGUUGAGUCCAACCACUCAUCUUUCCAACUAUAUGGGAUGAACAAGCAUGACUGCGGUGAACCAAGGAAUAUAAAAACUCGUGGUCUCUUUCUUGCGCCCAAUGAGUUAAGAAUACUUGGAGUAUCACCAGAAACAAGACAAGCACAUCAGGUUCAACAUCAACCCAACAUGUCUAGUAAGGCGGCUAAGGCAGAGGAUCUUGAGACCCCCUACAAGGCCACCAAGGCAAGACAAGUGGACCGGGCACAAUCCAUGGUUGAGUUGGGAAAUUCAAAACCAACUUAUAAGGAGCCAUCUCUUUCCAAGGAGAGUAAACAUGUUGUCUAUGGAUGGCUUGUCUGGUUUAAUCCAUGGACUUUGAAGUGGGUAUACACCUUUGGCACGUUUGUGGUGGCCAAAGGGUAUGGAGAACAGUGAUGCAUGUCACUCUUUGCUAUAUUAAAAUAAAUAAAUAAAUACUAGUAAAAUAAGAGAGAAAAAGCCAAUCAUGGCAAAAAAAAAAAAAAAAGAGUUGCAACACUUGCGAUGUGAAAACUUUGCCUUGACUGGUAAACAACGAUUCAAGUGGCUGGGUCUAUGGAGCCCCUUACGAUCGUAUGAGUACACCAUGCAACUUCAUGGCAUGAAUAGCUGACUGGCUUUCCGUCAUGGAUCGUGUACCUUCCAUGCCACCUGUCUAAGGAUGCAUACUUGUUGAAAGAGGAUCGGGUGCUACAUGAUCGGUUGAUCAAUGCAAGUAUCUCAAGCCUUAUGUCAUUUUUUCUUUGGGGCAAGGGGUAUCAAAGGGUUCAAAGUUAACCAACCAUCCUCAUGGUAGGCAUGACAUGACACCCUCUUUGUGGACAGAGUUGUAUAGCUAGCCAUGACACGGAGGGCGUAUUGGGAUAGAAUAGUGGAGACAGUGAUUGAUUUUGGCCUUUUAAUUAUCAAGGCCAAUGACGGUUGGAUAUGCUGCAGGGGUGGUUUAGUGUGUUUUGGUUUUUAUUAUUGAAACCAACGAGCAUUUUCAAGUGGUGUAGUUGACGUUAACUACUUAGUCCAUAAUCCUUAUGCACUAAGUAGUUGGGGGACAUUUGUUUACCACUAAAAAUCACUCAAUACAACAUUGAUUAUUUUCAAAGAGUGGUAGUGAUUUAUAAGGCCAACUUAACUAUAUUAAUUAAAUUGGUUUAAGCUAGGCCUAAAUAAUGGUAUUUUGGGCUUCAUACCAGGUACCUCAAUACACACCACUUGACCCACCAAACACCCACCCGUCACGGAAGAUGGGUCAAGUGUCAAGCGUUGACACCCUUCAACAUCAACCACCCAAGUGGGCACCCCAUCAUACUUAGCCAAAAUUUAGCUCCACUAAUCGCCUACUUACCUCGCGGGUAAUUACCCCUAGACAUGAUGGGGUGAAGAAAGCCAAAAUUUGGCUAAGUGUUGAGACCCACAGCACAAGGGGGGUCAUGCAUGACAUCGUCCAAUGAGGGUCUCGUAUAAGGGGGGUCAAGCAUGACAUCAUCCCAGGGGGGUCAAGCAUGAUGUCAUGCAAAGGGGUCAUCGAGCUAGACCAUGAUAGGAAAGAAGGCAAAAAUUGGCUAAGUGUUGAGACCCAUAGCACAAGGGGGGUCAAGCAUGACAUCAUCCCAAGGGGGUCAAGCACUAUUCCAUCUACCUACCUUGCACCAGGAGGGUCAUGCAUGACAUCGUCCAGGGGGGUCAAGCACUAGGGUGUCAAGCAUGAUGUUGAGGUGAAAAUUGGCCAAGUGUGGAGAUCCUGACACGUCUUGACUCUUUUCAAAAACCAAACCACAACUCAGACCACAAACAGGCUACUCCGGAGCAACCAAACCACUUUUUAAAAAAAAAAAAAAAAUCGACAAUGUUUAAGAAUUUUUUUAACGAAAAGCCCCAACACUUGGGCAAAUUCUCAAUCUCGAACACUUAAAACGACUUAACACAGAAUCUCGAGUUUAUACUAAUAACCAGGAAACAGAAUAAAUAACUAAUCUAACUUGACUCCUCACGAGCUUCCCGAUAUCCCGUUGACACAGGUACUGCUGCUCGCCUCGCCCUGCUUCUUCUCAUGAUCCACUUCUGCUAGACUAUCCUCAACCUGGUGAGUGAGAAGGGGUCAGUCUCGUCGUUACUUCCUAAGGUCUUUGCCCUAGGCAAACUCCGUACUAAACACGUUAUUAGGGG
Molecule: messenger RNA, 3478 nt
Organism: Linum trigynum
Lineage: Eukaryota; Viridiplantae; Streptophyta; Magnoliopsida; Malpighiales; Linaceae
Source: the annotation of a GenBank genome assembly